This is a messenger RNA of Gilbertella persicaria, 462 nucleotides long. RefSeq lists its product as uncharacterized. The record is from RefSeq and is a predicted model, not a curated record. NCBI's taxonomy places the organism in Eukaryota, Fungi, Mucoromycota, Mucoromycetes, Mucorales, Choanephoraceae. The transcript has 2 exons. The annotation marks the transcript as partial.
AAGUCGAUAUGCCUUCGAUCUCGACGAUCAAACAGCUAAUCGCCAAUCGCUUCAGUCUCGUAAACGAUUUCUCGAGGCUACAGCCAAAAACUCCAUUGUCAUCGCUACUAGUGAAUUUAACGGAAUGAAAUUUAGGGAGAAAAGUUUGAACAAGUUCCUUCGAUAUCAGUAUCCUAAUAGACUCGGUCUUCGUACCAGAAACAUUGGUCAAAAGCAGCACUUUGUCGAAAUUAACUUUCGAACCACUAAAGAACGUGAAGAGGCCCUGAACAAAGAGUUCGUCCUAUAUGACCGACGUAUUCAAGUGAACCACACUUUCGAGAAAGACUCUACUAUUGUCAGAAUGGGCAUUUCCAACAUCCCUUUCGAGGAUCAGGUUUUUUUUUUGAAGCCUAAUUGGAAAUCGGUCUCAGCCAUACCACAGAUGGUUAUUGGUUUGCAGGAAAAGGAUUUGUUACUUUG